Messenger RNA from Truncatella angustata, 2251 nucleotides. RefSeq lists its product as uncharacterized. Lineage: Eukaryota; Fungi; Ascomycota; Sordariomycetes; Amphisphaeriales; Sporocadaceae. Bases 198 to 2024 code for a protein of 608 amino acids. The transcript has a single exon. The record is from RefSeq and is a predicted model, not a curated record.
CCCAUCUCUGCGCAUAUUAUUUUCGGAGUUGAGCCACUGACCCAUACAUAAACUGGGAGGUGAACUGGUCUUCCUUUCUCUUUCCGUUUUGUUCAUUCUAGCCCACCCUCUUCAAUACAACACAUUCAUAAUAUCCUCCAUCAAUACAAUCAUCGAACACCAAGAAGACAACGGUGUCUUCCAAACAUCAAGUCACAAUGUCGGAAUUAGACAGCGGAUGCGACUACAGAUCGCCUACUGCCGAACACAUCGAAUAUGCGGCCGACUCGUACUCCUACAAGGCAAACGUCGUGGAGUUGCGGGCCUGUGUCGAGCGGCUAAACGCAGAGGCCAGGACCGCCAACAAGGCUCACGAGGACGAGCUGGAGGCACUCAAAGACGCCCACGCCGUCCGCAUCGCCGAGCUUGGCGACCUGGAGCUCUUGUCGCUGCAGGCCCAGGCCGAGGAGCACGCCCGGGAGAUGCUCCGGCUCAGCAACAAGCACGAGGGGCGGUUGGAGCAAUAUGCCCACGAGGCCAACGUCGUGCAUUGCAACCUGAGGACUUUCAUUGACGACCUCACCGACGAGGUCGGAACGUUGCAGUGGUCGCUCGACGCCUUCGCGGCUGAUCAGCGCGUCAAGGACGAGGAGAUCUCCCGGCUGGCGGCGGAGCUCGUGACUGCGAACUCGCAGAACAGGUCCUACAAGGCCAGUGCCGAGGAGAUGGGCAGCCUGGUGGACGAGCUUGAACAGGUGUGGCUUAGGGACUAUGUUCAGCAUUCGGUCAACAAGGACGCCGAUGAGGAUGCUGAUGAGGAUGCUGAUGACGACGAAUCUGAUGAUGAUGGUGAGCUUGACGACCACUGCACUCACUGCGAGGGCCGCGUUCCAAUGGCGAAAACGAUCUCCGAUCUGGAGCGGGGCUUCGACGAAACACAGAAACUCAACGGAACCUUACGGGCCAAGGUCACAUCGCUGGUAUCUCAACUACAAGAUGCUUUUGAGAAUGGACUCGCAUCCAAGAACGAGUUGAGGGCCGAGGUCACAUCCAUGGGAUCUGAACUAGAAGCUGCUCUCAAAGACCAUGCCACGGCCGAGGUACACCUAAGAGCCGAGAUCGAGAAGCUCGAGCUCAAGAACACCGAGGCUCACAACCAGGCCUACAAGCUGGACCAGCAGGUCAUGCGCCUCGAGGGACAGGUCUCGGCCAAUGCGGUGAAAGAGAGGUUUCUCAACCAGACCAUCGAGGCGAACACUGAUCUGAAGCAGCAGCUCCAGAACGCCAGGUUCGGCAUCGCAGACCGCGACCGCGAGAUCCAGUCCCUCAAGGCCGCCCUCGACGAGUCCAGCAACGCCUGCCAGGCAGCGCGGAACUUGGCCGCAAAGGUGCAGAGGGAGGCCAACUAUGCCAACAGCCGCGCCACAGACGUGGACCAGCAGCUGCGCAGCUGCUCCCGCCGAUUCAACGAGAGCAGCGCCCGAGCCCAGCAGACCAUCCGCGGCCUGCAGGCGCUGCACCAGCAUGACUGCUGGGAUCUGGAAACACAGAUCUCAGACCUCCGAGACACGACGCACAACCUGGGCGCACUAGCCGACUCCCAGAGCAAGACGAUCGAGGUGCUAAAGGACGAGGCUCGCGAGGCUCGGGAGAGCCGCGCCGAGCAGGUCGAGGUGCUCGAGGCGCAGGUUCGAGACCUGAUCUCCGAGAAGGCGAACCUCAAGAUUGAACUCAUGGCAACGCAUAUGCAGCGCGAGGAUUGCCGGCGUGACAUCCGAAACAUGGAGCUGGCCAUCGGAGAGCUGCACGAGGCGCUCGAGCAUUUCACAGGCAAUGCCGAAGUUGUCGAGGAGGAGCCGGUAGAGGUAACUGAGGUGGAUGACUUUGAGGUCAUCGAGAACUACGAGAGCGAGCGGGCUGUGGUCGUAGAUGAUACUUGGGAUACUGCCUCUCUCAUCGAUCAGAUGGACGAUCUGCAGUUUCACGGCGGCCUAGAUGAUAUUGAGGUCCUCGAGGGCUUUGAUCCCUUUCGCCGUCCCCAGUAGUCCAGCAGAUGAACACCUUGUUUUCAGCGUUUGAUUUGGCAAUGGAUGGUAGCCAAUAAUUCCUGCGGGGCAUCUGUUUUGUAGUUUGGUAUCUGAUUUUAACUCACCGCUGGAGAACACGACCCGGCGGCGUGCGUAGUCUGGCAUUUGAUUUCAACCCAUGGAUAACACCCCGCUACUUUGUCAAAAGAUUGCUGCCUGCAUUUUUAGAGCUAGUUUUUAGGAGU